CUGACCUUGUAUACCAACUUCAUGCUCCUGGUACGAUAUUAUGCAUAGCUCUUCCUUCUUCCUUAACCUCUCUCUCUCUCUCUCUCUGUAUAUAUAUGUAUAUAUCUAAAUUUUCCACCUGAAUCGUGCUUCAAAAAAGGAACUUCAGAAGUGGGUUCUCGGAUUCGAACCGAUGUCAGCAAGAGCAGUGGGGUGUGUUGCAGUGGCGGUGCAAAUUCGGGUGCUUCAGAAGUCACGCCGCUGAGGCUUCUGUCGGAGCAUCUGGGGUCAAUCCUGGAGGGCGGGAUUGACUUUUUUCUCCAUCAUUUGUCUUUCUGAGAAUGAUAGAUACGUGUUCAAUUAUUAACAGUGUGAAGCAGCUAUGAGAAUUCUAAUUGAAUUUAUAUAUCAUUGUUUUAAUGAACUUUCUCUUUCAUCUCGUCUGAGUUUCUUCUUGGCCAUUCCUUUUUAAUGAAUUUUCACAAUGGCUUUAUCUCAAUCAGUCUUUACACAAAAAGUUUUAGAAAAGUUAACAAAAUCACGAACAAAAUUUCUCAGAUUACUGUGUUCUUGAGGACUUAUUCUAUUCGCGGUAUAUUUUGAAUGUUAUUAUAAUAUUAAUAUAUAGCAGUGGUUAAUAACCAUCAUAAAAGAUGAAUAGGAAUAUAUAAUUUGCAAGGAAAUUUGAUGCUGAAAUCUAUAUAUAAUUCAUUUUGUGCACGCUUCAAGAACAGUUUUGUUUUCUUACAGGACAAUCUAUUACGCAUUCUUAAUAAGGUGUUGGUAGAUGAGAUUUUGAUGAUUCUGUUGGUCGCAAACUUAUGUGGCAAAAUGUGUGAUAGACUGCUAGCAAGGUGCACUGAGAUGAUGGUUAAAUCUGAUGCUGAUAUCACCACUCUUGAAAAGGAGCUGCCUCAAUCUUUGGUGAAACAAACAUGGAUUAACAAAUAGAACAUGGCAUGCACAUGCCCAGAAACUUCAAUUUUUCUGAUAAGACUUGUCAACAGAAUACACAGGGCUCUGGAUUCAGACGAUGUGGAAUUGGUAAGAUUGCUUUUGAAAGAGGGGCACACCACUCUUGAUGAUGCAUAUGCACUUCAUUAUGCUGUUGCAUACUGUGAUGUGAAGACCACUUCCGAGCUUCUUGACCUUGGACUUGCUGAUGUCAACCACAAAAACCAUAGGGGCUAUAGUGUUUUGCAUGUUGCUGCAAUGAGAAAAGAGCCUAAUAUUAUAGUUUCUCUCUUCUUUUCCACUUUGGAUGGUAGAAAUGCCCUUCAGAUUUCAAAGCGUCUCACCAAGGCUUUGGAUUAUUACAAUGCCACUGAAGAAGGAAAGGUGUCAUGCAAUGACCGAUUGUGCAUAGAGAUAUUGGAGCAAGCAGAGGCAUCACUUUCUCUUGCUUUGGCAGGGGAUGAUUUGCGCAUGAAAUUGUUGUACCUUGAAAAUAGAGUUAGCUAUUUUCUCACAUUACAAAUUCUUCAAUGAGUUUAAUUUCUAGGUUGCAAAAACGUAUUUUAUCAACCAAUAAAAAAUUAUCAUUAAUAUAGUACAGUUUCUGAUUGAACAACAGUGUACCACCAUGUCAGUGUGUGACAAUGUAAAACAAUUGAGCUUGUGAAUUUUCACCAACCCAAUUGAAUCAACAUCUGGGUGAGUCUUAAAAUUGAAGACUGAAUGCCCUUUUCGUUACUCUUAUCUACUACUUUGUAAAUGAAUAUUUCAGAGUAUGAACA
This is a messenger RNA of Vigna angularis (adzuki bean), 1715 nucleotides long. Its product is annotated as BTB/POZ domain and ankyrin repeat-containing protein NPR1-like. Gene Ontology annotation, molecular function: protein binding. Gene Ontology annotation, cellular component: cytoplasm; nucleus. Lineage: Eukaryota; Viridiplantae; Streptophyta; Magnoliopsida; Fabales; Fabaceae. Gene Ontology annotation, biological process: systemic acquired resistance, salicylic acid mediated signaling pathway; defense response to fungus; regulation of jasmonic acid mediated signaling pathway. The record is from RefSeq and is a predicted model, not a curated record.